Histoplasma mississippiense is the source of this 1506-nucleotide messenger RNA. RefSeq lists its product with no specific name. The record is from RefSeq and is a predicted model, not a curated record. NCBI's taxonomy places the organism in Eukaryota, Fungi, Ascomycota, Eurotiomycetes, Onygenales, Ajellomycetaceae. Bases 1 to 1506 code for a protein of 501 amino acids. Gene Ontology annotation, biological process: regulation of transcription by RNA polymerase II. The transcript has 2 exons. Gene Ontology annotation, molecular function: protein dimerization activity; DNA-binding transcription factor activity, RNA polymerase II-specific; RNA polymerase II cis-regulatory region sequence-specific DNA binding.
AUGAGUACUCCUGAACCUAUCCACCAACAUGAUCACCACCUGAGGCGGGCCUCCCCACCCCCAGGCCCUUUUGGAUAUCCCUUAUUCAACGUCGACUCACCUUACGAUGAGCCGCCUGCUCCUCCACCUGGACCGUCGCUUCUCGAUGACACCGAAUCUAGCAUGCUUAACAAUUUCUUUAUGUCAAUGGAUCAUCUGGACAGCAACGAUUUUUGGUUUUCCCUGGGGGACCAAGACAAGGCAAGCGGCAACUUUGGGAUCGAGUGGCCUGAAGAGCUUCCUCCUACCUUCGAAGGUUCAACCACGUCUUUGGGUCCAUUUCCAACCUUCGCGAACGAUAUACAUCAAGAAGGGAUUAACAUGGAAAAGACAUCGUCAUCGCACAGUUCAGACGUGUUAGCUGCCGCAUCCAUGCUCUACCAUAAAAAUGGUCUUGUUUCGCAUGAUUAUUCGACUAGCCACAUCUUAACGGAAAACAACAACCAUUUUAAUGAUGUUCACGCAAAUGGAAAUAACCAUAAUAUCAGUAGUUCGAGGACGAAGAAUUCCUUUCUCCCUUCUCGCUUCGUUGAAGCAGUACCACCGGGAUCUUCGCCCAAGGACUUUGGUCUCCUCGGUAAAGGAUUCCAUACCACGAAAAUGUACUUCGAUGUUGAACGACAACUUGGGCCCGAACAGCAACAGAGAAUUGGUGCUCUCCGAUGGGGUUCAGACUUGAGAUUUUCAGAACGAUACCAUGCCGCCAUAGACGAACCUAGCGAAGAAGAGCGCACCAAAGACCUGCUACAGAAUCUGGACUGUCUGGAAUCGCAAAGUAGCACCGGAAACACGCGUGCUUCAAGCCCAGCUCGAAGAUCUUUCGAUCGUGCUAUGCCAGAAUGGGCUUCCCUAGGCACAUGGUCAACAACAGCAAAUAACGGUGUCCAAUCAUCGUCAGCAUCGUCAAAAUCCAUCACGAACGAUCCAACUCAUGCUGAAGAUGGCGCAAGACCCAGGAAACGCCGAAAAAGCAAGAGCAGAUUAAAGGAUGAAGAUAUAGACAUCGAACCACCAAAUAACAGCAAGUACAAUAACGAACCGAACGGCCGCCAAACUUCACCAAUACCCAGACGCUUCUCUUCCUCUGGCACCGAUACAACAUCCACAACAGUUACGACAACGACGACAAAACGGAAGAAACCCAAAACAGGACAAAGCGGCAAACCCCGCGAAAACCUCACGGAAGAGCAGAAACGAACCAACCACAUCCUUUCCGAGCAGAAACGACGAAACCUCAUCAAGCAAGGCUUCGAUGACCUGUGUGCUCUCGUUCCAGAACUGCAUGGUGGUGGCUUCAGUAAGAGCACGAUGCUCAUUCAGGCAGCGGAGUGGUUGGAGGAUCUACUACAUGGUAACGAGCUGUUGCGAAAUCAAUUGGAUGAGUUGAAGAGGAGGCACGCUACUGCUUCUACGUCUUCUGUCACUACUACUACAACUACGUCGACGACUGAUAUGACCACGGCUUAA